Triticum urartu is the source of this 1217-nucleotide messenger RNA. Its product is annotated as agamous-like MADS-box protein AGL61. Gene Ontology annotation, biological process: regulation of transcription by RNA polymerase II. The record is from RefSeq and is a predicted model, not a curated record. NCBI's taxonomy places the organism in Eukaryota, Viridiplantae, Streptophyta, Magnoliopsida, Poales, Poaceae. Gene Ontology annotation, molecular function: protein dimerization activity; RNA polymerase II cis-regulatory region sequence-specific DNA binding; DNA-binding transcription factor activity, RNA polymerase II-specific.
AUGGAAUCAAGUGUCCAUUGUAUAUCCAGGGUCGCUGAAGAGAACCAAAUGUGCGGUCUCAUGCGAGCAAUGGCACCGAAGCGGAAGGGUGGCAAUGGGCGGCAGAAGACCAUCAUGCGGCGGGUCGAGAAGGAGGGCGCCCGGCAGGUGUGCUUCGCCAAGCGCCGGCAAGGUCUGUUUAACAAAGCCAAUGAGCUGGCGGUGAUGUGCGGCGCCGAGGUAGCCGCCAUUUCCUACUCACCCGGAGGCAAUGCCUUCUCCUUUGGUCACCCCUCUGCUGAGGCCGUCAUAGACCGCUUCCUGGCGGGCGGCGCGACGGGAGUCCUGAGCGCCACCGACAAUAACAAGCUGAAGAAUUUGCACCUGCAGCACGACGAGCUACGCACGCAGCUGAAGGAGGUGAAGAUGCGGAAAGAGUGCAUAGAGGAGGCCAUGGCAAAGAAGUGUGUCGUGGGGGACCAGAUUGCGGUCUGGCUUAACCCCAAACUAGGUGACAUGGGGGAGGAGGAGAUGAUGGCCUUCGCCGCCAAGCUGAUGCCGGUGCGGGCCGCCAUCUCUGAAUGCGCAAACCAGGUACUCCUGGACCUGGGGAUGGAGAACAUCCUUCGCGCGCUCCAGGCGCCUGGGGUGCCACUGUCGCAACAGCUGAUCGGUGGAAGUACCUUUGAGUUUGGUAGCACCAGCACCAACACUAGAAUGGAGAUGCAGCAGAUGCAUAUGGCGAUGCCUCCAACUCGAGGAUUCGCCAUAGGGAUGGAUAUGCACCAUAUGCCAAUGGCGAUGCCUCCGCCGGGCUUGGCUUAUGGCAUGAAUAUGCAGCAGAUUCUUAUGUCGAUUCCUCCACCAUCCGGGUUUGGCGCUGGGAUGGAGAUGCAACAGAUGGUUAUGGUGAUGUCGCCGCAACCAGAAUUCGUCGCCGGGACGGAGAAGCAACAGGUGACUAUGGCGAUGCCGCUGACGGAGUUCCCUGCUAAUGUGGAGAUGCCGCCACCCAUGGGGAUUGCCGCUGGGAUAGAGAUGGUGCAGCAGGCGACCGGGACGAACAUGGGGUUCCCAUACUGAGGAGAAGAAGACAAGAUCCACAUCGAGUUCUGAGUACGAGUGUGAGUCCGGGAGUGAGGGUAUGAGUCCGUCUGAGUUAAACUAUCCAUUGACGCAUCAUAUGCAUCGAUGGAUGCCGAUCUCUUAGUUCAUUUGCAAUCUAGUUAUAUUAUUCA